Molecule: messenger RNA, 938 nt
Organism: Danio aesculapii
Lineage: Eukaryota; Metazoa; Chordata; Actinopteri; Cypriniformes; Danionidae
Gene: timcc
Product: family with sequence similarity 136 member A
Cellular component (GO): cytoplasm
Source: RefSeq, a predicted model, not a curated record
UUACGAAGCUGUCAAAACGCCACGAAUCUCACCUCUUUAAAGCUCAAGAUUGAAAGUUAAAGGCACGUGGAAAGGGAAUAAAGUGCGUAAAACAAAUGCAUGAAGUCCAGCACCCGCAGAUUCGCCCUAUGGAUGAAGUACGAAACCGGAAACAGAUCGCAAAUUUGCAGGAAGUGGCGUGAUUAUAGUUGCAGCAUGCUUUAAGUGUAGUAGGAGGUGACCUUACUGAAGUAUUGCUGAAUUUUGCUAUUUGGUUUCAUUUCUGGAAGGCUCAUUUUAACAGUUUGGUAAUGAUUUCAAGCUUGGUUAGUUCGACGUGUUGAUUUUGAUUGAGGGUUUUAUAGAGUCGCUGCUUGAAGAGGAAACUGUAGAAUAUAACUAUAAUGGCAGAAGCUCAGCAGGCUCGAGUGCAGAAUGCAGUGGAGGAGAUGGUGCAGAAUCUGGAGAAAGAGCACAUCCGAAAGAUGCAGGGCCGCAUGUUCCGCUGCAGUGCCGAGUGUUGUGAGCAUCCGGAAACAAUGAAUCAGGUGCAUCAGUGUAUCGAGCGCUGCCACACACCUCUGGCUAAAGCCCAAGGUCUGGUCACCAGUGAACUCGAGCAGUUUCAGGACCGUCUGUCGAGGUGUACAAUGCACUGCAGUGACAAGGCGAAGGAUCUGUUUGACUCAGGGGCGAAGGAACCUGCAGUUCGGGCGCUGAUGGACAGCUGUGUGGGCAGUUGUGUGGAUGAACAUCUAAAUCUCUUGCCCAGUAUGACACGCAGACUGAAGGACAGCCUGAACUCUAUACCUCAGUGAAGGAAACCCUUCUUGUGGACUCGUGAGUUUGCUAGUUGGAAUAGUUUGCCGUUGCGGCAUUUUGAUGAAUGGCGUGCGCUGAUUUCUGUGUCCGUAUUGUUUGUGGCUUUUGUACAAACAAUAAAUAAUGUGAUGAAACCA